This is a messenger RNA of Didymodactylos carnosus, 743 nucleotides long. Lineage: Eukaryota; Metazoa; Rotifera; Eurotatoria; Philodinida; Philodinidae. The record is from the annotation of a GenBank genome assembly.
ACCUAUCCCUAGUAUUUGAUUUAAAAGUACAUCAUGCUCGUGUUUUAAAAUGUUCUAUUAUAUAUGAACUGAUGCAGAAUUGUCUGCUCUACAAAAUAAAGCAAGAUUUAUUUUGGGACUGCCAUAUACGUGGUCUUUGUUUAAAAAAUACUGAAGAAAAUGCAUAUUUUAAAAUAUGAAAUGUUUAAAGAAUGGCUUGUGGAUAAUGGAUUUGAAGGUCGAGUGCAAAUGACAAAAUCAUAUAAUAAUUUGGAAGUUAAAAGUCAAAUGAAGGAGGCUGCUCGAAUGUUGUACUUUGCUUUUUUUGCGUUGAUACAACACUUUUAUUACUUUUGAAUGGUUGAUGUCUUGUUUUAUUCUAAAAUAUGGUACUUGUUUGUUUCAGUUUUCGACAUCAAACAAAACAAAUUUUGCUAUUUAUUAUUGGUUUAUUGGCACCAAAUGAUACAAAUGAUGUUUGGAAUGAUAUUAAUGGUGAUGAAAUCGAGCACAAUAAACAUAAGUACGAUCAAGAUUUUGAUGCUGUAAUGGAAGCCAUCGCCGAUGCUUAUUCACGAUCAGAACAUUGGUCUACAAAAGGUCAAAUUCUAUCAGUAGUUGCAGCUGAUUUACCAUAUCGUAAAAUUCAAGGAUUUAUUCCUGAUUUAACAAAUUGGAAAUUCAUAGCUGCGCGCAAAGAGACUCAUUUUAAAGGUCGUGGUGCAACUGUUGUUCAAGAACGAUCACUAACGGUAAAAUAUACA